GGAAUCGACUCCGAGAAGAGCGAUCAUCCGGCAGUGGUCGAGGAAGAUGUGACAACUCUUCCCUCUCUCACUUUGUCGGAGGUCAUACGAUUGCGUUACUUGUUGGGCUUACCGGCACUGGUGCUGCCAUCUUUUCGUUGGUUCAUGUUCGCCAUUCGUCACACGAAAGAUUUGGCCUCCCUUGUCGUCUUGGAUUGUGCUGAUCCCGAGCGAAAUUUCAUUCGCCUCGGGUCGGUAUCCACAUGGUUUCCUGGCAUGCGCGGACAGAACAAACAGGCCCUAUCAGUAAAUGCUGCAGGUGACUCGAAUCAUCGUGUUGAACUGACACCACCCGCGGAGGCUAUCCGUGACUUAUGGUCUUUCAUUUCCGAAACAGACAAAGCGACCGACACAGACAACUCAGUUCCGUGCCUGAUUUGUCGCGCGCAAUCGAGUCCGGAUGGAGAGAAUGAAUUGGUCUUGUUUAGUCGUUUAUUACGCAACACACGUCAUCACAACGUGGCUCGUGCAAAUAUGCCCCGCGAUUGUCGGUUCGUGUUGUUACCUGCUAGUCCAAUCAAGGAUCAGUCGGAGAACAACGCAUCUGUGGAAAGUGAACAGUCGGAUUCGACUCAGGUCCUACGACAGUUGCAAGCUAUUCGCGAGGAGAUUUUUAUUGAUUCGGAAACAGAAGUUGCCGAAAAGAGUUACCUGAAGUUUCGUCACUACAGUUGUGCCCGUGACUUUCUAAAGGCUGGGGUCACUCGUUCCCUUCCGUGGAUGGAAGCCUCACUGGAACUGGACUUCCUCAGGGAAUUGAAAACCAAUAGUGCCCUCGUCGAACGACUUCAACAAGCCGUUCGUCUCAGUGGGACCCCAUCCAACGUGCUCAGUAGUCGAGGUCUGCAACACGUACCCAACACCGUUCUCCGACGACUUGCUUCUGUUGGCCUGGGACGAACACGACUUAGUCGUUUGGCCGGUCUUACCGGAUGGCAUGGAUUUGCCGGCCUGUUGGCAUUUCGAUUUUGUCCCCCGUCUACAGCCAAGUCUCAGCUGCACGAUACAUAUUGCGAAAACGGGGGCAACGGAACAAAGCCGUUUGUUACGGACGAUUUGCAAGUGAUACAAGAUUUGUACACCUAUUUCCGUCGUAUUCACGGUCACAUGGACAGACACAAUCAACAUUACCGUGAAGAUAAAUCCAAGCCCAAAUCGUCCGUCCGUCGCAUUCUACCAACGCAUGCUGCAUCAUUCCCCGUGGUCGACAAUCCCACGCGUGUACACGCUUGGGUUGCUGGGGGUAACACCUUGUUUUAUCCGGAAGCCCCACGUCAACCACGGAUCUUAUCCGCUGAAGAAUCCAUGGAAUUGAUGCAGAAAGCACAAAAAGCUUACCAAGAGGCUCGAAUGAAUCGUGAAUUUCCCAGUUAUCCAACUAUUCCCCCGGAUUCCGAAAAGCUGUAUCGAUACCGCAAUAUCCACCGGGACUCAGAAAGUGAAUCGCAAAGCUCUGAAGAUGAGGAGUCUUCCGACCCCGAAGCAGGAGAUGACGACAUCGAGUCCGAAGAGUCGCUCCACAUGGAGGACGUGGACUGA
Messenger RNA from Echinostoma caproni, 1578 nucleotides. The record is from the annotation of a GenBank genome assembly. NCBI's taxonomy places the organism in Eukaryota, Metazoa, Platyhelminthes, Trematoda, Plagiorchiida, Echinostomatidae.